Messenger RNA from Juglans microcarpa x Juglans regia, 476 nucleotides. RefSeq names its product serine/threonine-protein kinase STY13-like. Bases 95 to 340 code for a protein of 81 amino acids. Gene Ontology annotation, molecular function: ATP binding; protein kinase activity. Lineage: Eukaryota; Viridiplantae; Streptophyta; Magnoliopsida; Fagales; Juglandaceae. The record is from RefSeq and is a predicted model, not a curated record. Gene Ontology annotation, biological process: signal transduction; protein phosphorylation. The transcript is spliced from 3 exons. Gene Ontology annotation, cellular component: cytoplasm.
GAAAACAAGGAGACAUCGAAGAUCGGAACAAUUGGUAGAAGAAGAAAGAUCCAGUCAUGGGAAUCGCGCGAUCAAGCCCUCUAGAUUGAGGGAGAUGAUCCAGCACAGGCCUUACACACAAAAAGUAGAUGUGUACAAUUUCGGGAUUGUUCUCUGGGAACUAAUCACAGGAAUGCUUCCGUUCCAGAACAUGACGGCAGUGCAGGCAGCAUUUGCGGUUAUUAACAAGGGUGUUCGUCUGAUUGUUUCCCAUGAUUGCCAACCUGUUCUCAGUGAGAUAAUGGCCAGAUGCUGGGAUGCCAACCCUAAUGUCAAUCCUCCCUUCAUUGGCGUUGUCUGAAUGCUCGAGAACGCAUAGAUAGAGAUAAUGACAAAUGUCUGCAAGGCCCGUUUCAGGUGUUGCAUGACCGAACCAAUGACAGUGGACUGAUUAGAAAAGAAAUAAAAGUGUUGCAGCAACAAAAAGAUUUCACAAA